UGUGCAUUGAGUUUUUGCAUAGCUUGAGAUGGACACGAGGAACAUCAAAGAGUGAUCUGUGCCUUGUAUUAUGGUCAUGUGUUCUGUUGAGGUUGGCAAGGAGAUGUUUGAGGGGAGGGUUAAUAUCAGAGUUAAGUGUUCUAUGUAUGUAAUAGGUGCAGUAAUAAGUAUGGAUGUUUUAUAUGGUAUAAUGUAUGCUGCUUGUAGCUUCCUUCGUCCAGCAUGGGUGACCUCUCGUAAUACUCUCAAGAAAUAUUGCACUGAAGUGCCUGCAACACCAAAGAGAAGGAAACGGGUUUUGGGAUUAAUUGGAAAGAUCUCUGGUGGUGUAGUGGUGGCAGUGCCAACAGCUGGUGGCAUAUACUAUGCUCUCAGUGAUGAUAUUACCAAGAGGCAGACCAGAGUCACUGUUGAGGGAAUUGGAAGAUUCUUCAGGACAUUGUGGAUUGGUAUGACUAUUUCGCUCGACUACCAGUGGGCGAUGUAUGGUCUUAAUACAGACAGUGAUGAAUAUGAAAAGGCAAUGUCUAAAGCUCACCAGCGUUCAGCAGAGCGUAUAUUGGAAGGCUGUCUCAAGAAUGGAGGUCUCUACAUAAAGCUGGGCCAGGGUUUGGUGUCUAUGAAUCAUGUGUUGCCCAAGGAGUAUGUAGACACACUCAGGGCUUUGCAAAAUAAAUGUCUUAAUCGUGGAUGGAAUGAGAUUGGCCAUCUGUUCCAAGAAGAUUUUGGGCAGUCACAUAAGGAUAUGUUUGCAGAGUUUGAUGAUGAACCGAUUGCUGCUGCUAGUCUAGCUCAGGUGUUCCGGGCCAGGACACAUGGCGGAGAUGAGGUUGCAGUCAAAGUUCAGUACAUUGAUCUUCAGGAUCGCUUCAAGGGAGAUGUAGCGACCAUAGAGAUUAUAUUGGAUAUUAUUCAAAUAAUGCAUCAUAAAUUUGCCCUGAAGUGGGUUAUGAAGGACCUAAAGGGCACCUUAGAGCAGGAGCUAGACUUCAUUAACGAAGGACACAAUAGUGAACGCUGUGCAAAGGACCUUGCCAAAUUCUCCUAUGUGCAUGUUCCGAAGGUUCACUGGGACCUCUGUAGCAAGAGAGUUUUAACUGCCGAAUUUAUUCAUGGCCACUGUGUAAGUGACAUAGGGAACAUAAAGGAAGAUGGGCUGACCCUGGAGGAUGUAGAUAAGAAGCUAAUCAAUGCCUUUGCUGAGCAAAUAUUCCACACUGGGUUUGUGCAUGCAGAUCCACAUCCAGGCAAUGUUUUGAUACGGCGGAGUAAACACGGUGGAGCAGAGAUUGUUAUACUAGAUCAUGGCUUGUAUCAGUGUCUCCCUACAUCAGUCAGACAGCCACUCUGCCGCCUAUGGAAGGCUAUUGUCCUGGGAAACCAUAAAGAAAUGCAGAAAAACUCAGCCCAGUUAGGUGUUACAGUACAUACAACAGAUGGCUAUCGAUUCUUCUGCAUGAUGGUGGGGCAGUGCUAUGUACCACCUUCAGGAUCAGACAAGUUUGAAAAAAGGUUCUUUGGAAAUCAAGGGCCAAAGCAGUUUAGUCGAAGCAAUUGGAAGAAAAUGGCGAAGGAGGAUAGAGAAAAAAUGAAAAAGCGCAUGGAAGAAGCUCGUGAGACAUUGAGAAAAUCUUUUGAGGAUCUCCCAACGGAACUCUUCCUUGUCUUGCGGAACGUAAAUACAGUCCGUGCCAUCACAAGGGACCAUGGAGACGUUGUCGACAGAUAUACGUUAAUGGCUCGGUCAGCUACAAGGGGAGCAUUUGUUUCACCUGAUGCUACACUCUCACAGAGAGUACAAGGAUUGCUAGAGCAGUUUUAUUUUGAUUAUAAUCUCAAGAAAGAAGCUCUGAAGGUGUGGGUAAUUAAAAAAGUGCUUUAUAUACUGUACCUCUUGGGUCGUGCUCCAAGCAUGUCUAAAAUUUCUGAAGCCAUGUCAGAGCAAACCUAUUAAGAGCAAAGACAGACAUAAUGGUGAUGGAUAGGUGAGGCUUGAUAUGAGAGAGAUGCUUAUAUUUUGAGAACUCAAGUUCACUGUGUUCUUCUACAGGUAGCCAGUUGUAAUUCUUCUUUAGUAAAAGCUUUAAAGAGGCUUCCAAUUUUUAUACUUAAUUUUGUGAAACUAUAGUAAAAUUGUAGUCUGGGAAUACUUGAUGCUCUUUUAUAAAGAAAGAGAAACAGAAUUUUUUUAACAUUAUGUUCGCUACAGGUUGGCCAUCACUAAUGCGGCAAAUAGUAAUCCGGCACUAAUUUCGGCUAGCAUAAUUUCAAAUUUCCGGGGUCGCCACCUGCUGCUACUGUUUGGUGGCACUACUUGCUGCAUAAGUCAUUCCAGUUUGGUUUUCUCCAUUUAUUGUUAUAACCUGCUCACUUUUAGCCGUAGCCAUGGUUCCAAUGAAUAAAUGUUUCUUGUUGUGUAAAACACAUACACCAUACAUUGUUCAUAAAAGAUACGGUGGCUUUGAAGCCACUGUUGGUCGCCAUGAGCUCAGCUCACUCAUUAGCUAUGACCAGUAAAUUUGGGCCUAUAUGUGAGAGAAUAGGUCUGUGUAGUAAGUGUGCACUAUAUAAAAAAAUCGUGCAGCAUGCAGUGCAUAAUGAGAAUAAACUGCGACUCUGUUUAUUUUGUAAGACAGCAACUUUGCAGUGUAUUUUCGUAUGGAUUUUAUGGUUGUAUUCUCAUUUUUGGGUCUCAUUUGAUACAAUGGAAGGUAUAUUACAGAAAUAGAUAUGAUUUUGAUUGGUUUCACGAUGGAAAGUACCUUGAAAUUGAGCUCAAAGCAGCGGAAAUGUUCGAUUUUUGCUGAUAUUCAAGACCGUGUCCAUCUGGCCGGUCUAAUACACUGUCACGAAUGGGUUGACAUUAUUUAUACAGUUAUUACAGUAAUGCAGUAGUCUGCAUAGCAGUGAAUCUUCUAUUUUUUGUUUGAAUAAAAAUUCAAAAUUGAAAGCAAGUGUAAUAUAAGAGGAGUCUGGAGACAUGACUAAUGAACAGAGAAAAUGUUAUUUUAGUGCCAGGAAUGUCUGCAUUGUUUAUUCUGGACCCUGUUUUGAAAUUAGCAUCUCUUGAAAUUUGUGUGAAAUUGGCCAAAUUACUGAUUUCUGGCCACUUUAUUGAGUAGUUGAAAUAGUUAAAUGGGUGGUGUCUUGUACUCAAUUGAUAGAACAAAUGGAGUUCUAGUGAAAUAGCUAUGAGUUUGGCAGACUGAAACAAUGGAAUGGGCCAAAAAUAGGGCAUAAAGUGGGUGAAAUCGCCAAUGCGUAAAUAUCGCCAUUGGGUUAAGUGUAUUCUAACCUGACCACUCUGUAAUCCAGCAAAAUCACUAAUCUGGCACCCUACAGGUCCCGAUGAUGCCAGAUUAGUGAUGGUCAACCUGUACUAGGCUUAUAGAUAUUUGUAUGCUAUUGUGAAUCAGAACAGAACAGUGAGAAUACUACUGGUCCUGUACUUCAAGUGGAAAGCAUCCAUUCACUGUGUAAUGCAUUUUCUGUGCAUAACAGCAAUGAGUAGCUCUGUCAGUUCAUCUUAGUUUUACAACUCUGAUUCUUUGAUAUUAUUAUUUUCAUUUGAGCAUUAGCUCAUUCUAAUAUCUAUUGCCUCUCAUUUUUGGUUGAAUAAUUCUUUUAAAACAAAUUUUUAAAUUUCCUUUUGAAAAAACACCUUUGACCUUUGAGUUUUGCAGCUUCCAAGGAGAAAAAGGGAAAAGGCACUUACAGAUUUGAUGACAUAAAAUACUUGCCAAUUCUUUUUAAAAUACAACUGAAAGGUGUUGCCAUCUCUUGGUUGAUGGGCCACUUACAUGUUCUACACAAGGUUAGUAAAUAAUCUAAUAAAUAUGAAUUGCAGGAUUUUUUUGCAACCUGUAUAUGAAUAAGUACUUUUUCUUUCAUAUUCAAAGUAAAUGCAGUACUGUAAUUUGACAAACAAAAUGCAUAUACCAAUAGUUUAUUAGAAGUCUGAAGAUGGUGAUUUUUAGAAAAUAUACUAAAGACAGUUCAUGCAACCAUUAAAAUUGUUCAUACAAAUGUUAAAAUUGUGUAUUUUUGAUAAAUAAUGGCAUAUUGGUUUAAAAGUAAAAAUUUUGUUCCAAGAUAAAUAUUUUUCUUUGUGCAGUGUACUGAGCUAGUGGAUCAUGUGUUUUUGUGUUUUGCUUAAGAAAUACAUUACUAGCUUUCAUUUCAAUUGUUUACUACAUUGUCUUGUUUAUUAAUAUUUAUUUUAAAUAUUGCAACUAAUGCUUAUUAGAAAUUCAGCAUUGUAUAACUGCAUAAACAUGUCAUUAUUAUUUUUACAUUUGCAAAAAUGCACCAACCUAUGC
This is a messenger RNA of Cherax quadricarinatus, 4319 nucleotides long. It is a transcript of the gene Adck5, whose product is annotated as aarF domain containing kinase 5. The record is from RefSeq and is a predicted model, not a curated record. Lineage: Eukaryota; Metazoa; Arthropoda; Malacostraca; Decapoda; Parastacidae.